UGUAUGGAUGCCCUCAAUGCACUUGCUAGCCCUUCUCUCUGUCUGUGUGUGAGACGAUGAAGACUCCAUUCCGUCUAUUCUCGGCUGUUUUGCUCCUCCUUUUGCUGCUUGUGGCCACUGAGAUGGGGCCAAUGGUGGCUGAGGCCAGGAAAUGCGAGUCUCAGAGCCAUCGCUUCAAGGGUAUGUGCAUGAGGCACAGCAACUGUGCUGCCGUUUGCCAAACAGAAGGUUUCCAUGGAGGACACUGCCGAGGGCUACGCCGUCGAUGCUUCUGCACUAAGCAUUGUUAGUCUAUGUGAUCACACCUUCAGUAGGGUUUUGUGUGCUUAGGAAUAAGAUUAUAUAUAUGCACGGCUCCUGCAGUCGUCUCAUGUGAUUGUUAAUUUGUGUAAGCUUAUUUUGUCUUGAUGUCUACUAGACUACUUCCUUAUUAAGAUUAUGAUUUUUAUUUCCCCCCUCUACCUUUCA
This is a messenger RNA of Hevea brasiliensis (rubber tree), 468 nucleotides long. Its product is annotated as defensin Ec-AMP-D2. The record is from RefSeq and is a predicted model, not a curated record. Gene Ontology annotation, biological process: defense response. The transcript is spliced from 2 exons. NCBI's taxonomy places the organism in Eukaryota, Viridiplantae, Streptophyta, Magnoliopsida, Malpighiales, Euphorbiaceae. Bases 57 to 290 code for a protein of 77 amino acids.